AGAAAACGAAACAAGAUUUUCUGGAUAUCGGUAUUUCCCUUUAACAGAUCAAACACAGCCCGCCAUUUGAAGAGAAUACAAGAAAAACCCUUAUAGUGUUACAUAUACAUGAUGGAUCCCAUUCCCCGUCUAUCAGAGGUCCUGUAUGUUGGUCUGUGUCGUAAGAUAGGGACACCGACAGAAGUGGCCAUCAGAAGGGACGUGAAGGACACGAGGGAAAUGAUAAUAAAACCUGUUAAUAAUCAUAAAGGAUGUGCUGGAAUGGAGAGUGGUAGUCAUAGAGAGGGAUUUCGGCUGAUUUCAUCUGACAUUGAUAUAAUGUUAUGGUUUUGUAAUUAUAAAUUAAUUACUGAAAUCUCCCAGUCUCGGUUUUAUAAUACAUCAAAGCAUAUCAUUAUGCUAAUGGAAGAUUCUGAUACACCACCAGGAUUUGUCAGAUUACGCCUCCUGACACCAUUGCCAUACAUAGGCAUGGUACCAUGUCUUGUUUUCUUAAAUGGCGGGGCUUAUUUAUCAAGUCUGCUGUGGAGAGAACACUAUUUUCAACACAGGAUUAAGACAGUUCCUAACCCCGAAAAUGUCAGAAUCCAUGGUCCUUGUAGUAGUAAUUUCAUUGGACCUAUUGAAUUCGAUGUAGCUUACUGUUUAGCCACAUUUCCUUGGCCUAAACUAUUAGGAGGUUGGAUUGAAAGAUGCCAUAGACACACCUGGCCGCCGGUAUAUGUGUUAGAAAAAAUCCUAAAAAAUGAAUGUCACUGUAUGCCUAUUGGUAGUAAAGUUGAUGUGACUCCUAACGAACUGGAAUGGAGGUUAUCAUUUUCUCAAGCCGAGCAACAACUAGUGUGUACCAUGAAUCAUGCACAAUUUCUAUGUUACGGACUCCUGAAAAUAUUUCUGAAGGAAGUUAUCAAUUGUGCGGAGGAUAAAUUACUGUGUUCAUAUUACAUGAAAACCACAAUGUUCUGGAUGAUGCAAUUAGGACAAGUGAGGUGGUGUCCAAACAACUUACUGGAUUGCUUUUGGAAGUGUUUGAAAUAUCUUCUUCAUUGUGUUUAUCGUGGGGUUUUCCCUAAUUUUUUUAUCCCACAGAACAACAUGUUCAUGAACAAAAUUGUUGAUGAUUCACGUGAAUCUCUUUUACAACAACUUUAUCAGUAUUACACAAUGGGCGUGUCCUGUCUACUGUCGAGUCCGACUCUCAGAUCAAUCCUUGAACCAGCCCUCAGUAGCCCGUCCUUUGUAUUAUCUCCUGCUGAGGGAGAAUUCAUAAGUAUUGCAAAUUUAGAUAUAUGUGGCAUACGUGAAUUCAAGCGCUUAAGAGUUCCUGCUCAACACAUAUGGGAAUCGUAUCUUUAUUUAAAAUCAAUUAACGCACUAUUUCGGUUUUCAAGCUCACCACACCAAUUAUUACUAUUACAGUACUAUACUGCUCAGAUUCUUGUUCGUUUAGCCUUUAUAAUGACAAAUAGUGCUUCAUAUUGCACCCAUAAAAAUAUCUAUAACUUAGAUACAAAAAUUUGUGGCAUGUUGAAAAUGGCAGCAAGAUUAGGGACUGUGCCUUAUUUACUUUAUCUCGCAUUGUAUUACUACAGAACAAGACGAUAUGACAAAGCAGUACGAUUCAGUAAUCUCACUAAACGAAAAUUGUUAGAUGACUUUAUUAUAUAUCAAUAUAUUUUUGAUAAACAAAGGUACAAUAAAACUGUAGGUAAUCUAUCUUUGUCUAGAAGAAUGGGAUUGGUCUGGGUGGAUGAUGUGUAUUUAUUUCACAAUGUUCCAUGUAUUGAAGAAUUAUUUUUAGAACAAAAUGUUAGUCAACAAAACGGAGGGCAAGACCAACAUUUACCACCAUUUGUUAUAGUAGAGAUGUUGUCUGUGUUAUCUCACUAUAGACUGGGUAAUAGAUCUCAGUGUUUACAGUCGCUGACAGACCUACAGACACUAUUGCUCUAUGAUGACGGGACAUAUGUUCCUUUAUACACCAGAGACCUAUCCUGGCAGGUACUAGGGAUCUGUCAACAAGUUGUGGGAGACUUACACGGGGCGUUACGGUCUUAUGAAGAGUCGCUCAGACAGGAACCAUUCCAGGGCAUAAAAGAAGCUACAUAUUUUAGAACAGAAUGUGUUAAACAACAAUUACAAAGAAAUGUGUACAUGUAAAAAAUAAUAUGCAAAGUUUCUCUUAUAAUUUAAAAGUGUGCAGACCAGCUGUACAAAAAAUGCAUGGCACACUGAGAUAGCCAGUUGGCAGGAAUCAUUGACAAUUUUAGCAAAGUUUAAGCGGUCGGUAAAGGUGAAAAGUAUGGAUUUACUUUUUAUACGCAUAUUAAAACUAUAAAAAGUUGCAUUUUGAUGUUUUAACAUUCCUCUACUCCUUCUCCCACUCACUACUUACAUACAAAAUGACGUUUAAUUUUAAAGCAAUGUCUACAAGAAUGACAAAGUCAGUAAGUGAACAUUUGUCAAAUGAAAGAAUAACAACAAUAGAUGCGGGGAUAUCAUUUAGUGAGUUGAGUACUCAUAGUACCUCUAGUUUGUGUGCUAGAUCCAUGUGACGUAACAAUUAUUUAAUGUUACUUUUCCCCGUAGUUUACAGUAAGUUCCACGAUCGAUACAAUGACCAUGUCAGCAAUACAUAAUAUCAUUAAGUCAAAUGCUAACUGACGUUUUUUUAUACUAAUUUGCAUUGGUUGGAGCGUCUGCUCUAAGAGUUGCGAAAUUAGGAGUUGAUCCUAAUGUAGCAAAUUCGAAUCCCACUGUGGGACAUGUCGACAUUUAUCAGCUAGCCCAGCAUGUCAAUUGCUUUUGAUUUAUUACAACAUAACCUCAGUCUGAGUCGCUGUGUCCCGUAUCAUUUCUUUCAUGGAUCGGAAUUUCACCUUCAGUUUUAAGGAAUUUUCCUAUAUAUGUCUAUGUCAAACUGUGGUCGGCCAUUGUGGCUACGCCUUACCCAAGGGAGUCGUAAUUUGAACAUACUUGAAUCUACCAUACCUAGGUGCUUCCAUAUAAAUAUGAUGAAUUAUGGCUUUGAUAAAAGAGAAGAUUACAAAGCCUUAUAUCAUUUAUAAUCGUAUUGUAGAUAUAGAUUGUUAUAAUAGAGAGAUUGGAAGCUUGCCACUUAUGGAAAGAAUGGGGAAAACUGUAGAAGUGGACAUUGACUUACGUAUGAUCAUGUUAAAAGAACGGAAUUUGAAUUUAGUUUGGUAGCACGAAAUUUUAUUGAUGUACCUCCAUAUGUUAUGGUACUAAUGUUGUUAGUGUUGUGUAAUCGUGGAAACCCACAAAAACAACACAAAGCUCUUGAUGAAUUGGACUUCCCCCUUCAUUUUGACAAAGAGCGUCAUAUUAAGACAAUAUUUAGAGGUAUAUCGUGGCAGAUUAUUGGGAUCUGUCAAGAAGUUUGUGAAGACUAUCAGGAGGCGCCUUUGUCUUAUCAGAAUUCUCUUAAAGUAGAACCGCAUCAUAAUUUAAAGGAAGCGACGUAUCUCAGAAUACAAGAUGUUCAGUGUAGACAUGCAAUGGGAUAAAAUGUUUAUAAAUGAAUAUACAUGUAGUGUCCAUUGAAUGCAUACUAUGUUUACGCAAUGUUUUUCAUGCAAAUGUAUUUUGAGGUUUACUUUGCUGUAGUAUAAGUUUGAUGCUGUAUAUAAAAUUAA
Molecule: messenger RNA, 3656 nt
Organism: Saccostrea cuccullata (small rock oyster)
Lineage: Eukaryota; Metazoa; Mollusca; Bivalvia; Ostreida; Ostreidae
Exons: 2
Coding region: 109-2160 (683 amino acids)
Source: RefSeq, a predicted model, not a curated record